UUUUCUAUUAAAUAUAUAUUUUUUUACUAGCUUUUAUUGCAGUCUUUUAUAAUGAUUGAGAUGUGUUACUUUCGUUAAAACAUUGAAAAGUUACGAAAGUUCAUAGUGAAAUAAGUAUGAAUGAAAUUAAAGGAUUUAAUUGGAGAGAAAAAAUGAUCUCUCUCGGAUUUUUAAACGAGGAAUUUCGUCCGCUCUUUUAUUAUCGAACGUACUCGCUCGAUAUUUAUCACAUUAUCCCAUACGACAUAUCUAUUACGAUCUUGUGGCAUGACAUGAGUGCAACGAAACGAAGGUAGAGACUGAGUAUAUAAGCAGCGUGGGGAUAGCGGCGCGCGAGACAAUAUGUACCUGAGGAGGCCUGGUGUUGCCGAACGAACACCUGCUCCACACCGAGCGGGGACCUUUGUCCACAAGGGCCGAUAUAAAACUCGUACACCGUUUCACCACAGCCAGUAAACUUUCGAGAGACGUUCGAACAGGACAAUCACGCACGCGCUCGAUCGAGCUCGCUGCUGUUCCUGUGAAUUACGUUAAAUUCGUGCUAUCGCCAGACCGUGCCGAGUAAUAAUUUCGUCAUAAUAGCGUUGAAGCGAUCUCGUUAAAGAAAUUCAGACGAUUGAAAAUCCAUACGAAAGUCUUCGUGAGUGUUAAAAAAUGCGAAGAUUCAGUAGCCGAAAAAUUUGCAAUUAAAAGAGAGAGAUUUAUAAUAAUAUAAGAAAACUGAAUUGCUUUAACAUAUAAAAUUCGGAAAGUUCUAAAUUACGAGAUAUAUAUAUAUAUAUAUAUAAACCUGAAGAUUUCAAAAUUGCGAAGAAUUUUAUACGAGGACAGUACGAAAUUGCAACAAAGAUGAUGAAAGUACUAUGGUUGUUGUUGGCGGUGAUGAGCGCGCUGAUUGUCGGCACAUGCGCGGACGAGGAUCUGAAAAACACGAUUAAGCUGCUGCAGGAGCAAGUGAGUGCGUUACUGGACCAUCGGCAGGAGGAUUACAACGCUCUGGAGGAGAGUUUGAAGCGGGCAAUGGAGAAGAAUACUGAACUCCUUGUCCUCAGAAACGAAGUAAAACAAUUGAGGAAGGAAGUGAACGCUCUUCGCGGCGGAAGCGGCAACGAGGCGAAGAACGAGCGAUUGCGAGUACGAUGGCUCGGCAGCGCCGUGAUGGAACUGCAGAGCGAAGUCGCCGAAGUGCUCAGGGCGCGUAACGCCAGUGAGGAGCUGGCCGAGCGAUCGAGGAUGAGGAGCGAGCUGGUCUUGUUGAAGGGAGAUGUCGCCGAGGUUGGCAGGAGCAUACGCGAUCUCGGCGGCAGAAUCACCAAGAUCGAAGCUACGCUCAGUACCAUCAAGCUCGAUAUCGCCGCGACGAAGGAACGCGCUAGCGUCCUGUCUCGCUCUUGCGCGGACGUUAGCAGCCAGCUGAGCACAGUGCAAAUCGAGCUGAAAUCCUUAAAGUGCGGCCAGCAGCAUGAUCAGGCCAACAUCUUCCACAACGAAGUGAGCGGCGACUCAAGCCGUAGACGCAAUUACAUAUACGCCCUGACUCAUCGCGCUCGCUUCGAGGAACGUCUGCGGAACGUCGAACGGAAGAUCUCUCUCGUGGCGCGAAAGCGGGCGAUGGUGGAGAAGCGGGUGGUGUACGAGGAUCGCGAGCAUCUGGACGAGCGGACGAGGAGCCUCGAGCUGGCACAGGAGGAGCUCACCAAGAGACUGUCCAGUCGGGACUCGAUGCUGGGCGAGUCGGUGAUGCGACUGUACGAUUCGGUGCGCGUACUCGAAGAGGACGUCAGCAGCAAUCGCUCCGAGACGAAGAGAGAGCUGGCGCGGCUGGAGAUCAACGCGGCGCGCAAAGCCGCCGAGUUGUCGCUGACCAGGGAGGAGCUGGGCAACCUGCGGCGCACCGUUCAGGCGCUGAGCGUGAGCGCGUCGCAGCUGCAGGAAAGAAGCGACGCGCAGCGGAAGGGCCUGGACGCGUUGAACAAGACCGUUGGCCAUCUGGACGUCAGCCGGGUGGUGACGCGCGAACUGGAACAAGUGGAGGAUCAGUACCGGCUGAUGGUGGACUCGUUGCCCGGCAACUGCGAGGAACGCGACGGUCUCACCUUGUUGGCCCCCGGCCCCGGAGUGCCGUUACUCGCCUCCUGCCAUGCCGGUUGGAUCGUGAUAUCGCGCAGGAUCGACGGCGCCGUGGACUUCGAUCGCACGUGGAACGAGUACUCGGCCGGCUUCGGCUCGCCAGUCAGCGAAUUCUGGAUCGGUAACGAGGCGUUGCACCGGCUUACUCGUGACAACUGCAGCCGGCUGCGCGUCGACCUUACCGACACGUACGGCGUGCGCUGGCGCGCCGAAUACGAGCACUUCAGCGUCGAUUCCGAGGAGACCGGCUACCGGCUCCACGUCGCCGGUUAUUCCGGCAACGCUACCGACGCCCUAUCCUAUCAAGAUGGCAUGGCGUUUAGCGCGAAAGACCGCGACAUGGACAUUAGUACGACCGACUGCGCGGCCAACUACCGAGGCGGAUGGUGGUUCAGUCACUGCCAGCACGCCAAUCUCAACGGCAGGUAUUCGUUGGGCCUGACGUGGUUUCAGUCCGCUAGCAACGAGUGGAUGGCAGUCGCGUCCGCUGAGAUGUCGGUGCAGCGUGGUGGACGAUCGUCACCUUGAAGAAAGCCGCGCAUACGUAGAUCAGAAUACCAAAGAGUCGUUUAAGAACCGAUGUAAAUACAGUGUACAGUCGUGUACAAUCUCGUUGUACAGUAAUAGUAGAAAGCCAAUGAGAUUUAUCAAUUUUCUGCUCUCCAAUAAAUCGUAUA
Dinoponera quadriceps is the source of this 2807-nucleotide messenger RNA. Its product is annotated as protein scabrous-like. NCBI's taxonomy places the organism in Eukaryota, Metazoa, Arthropoda, Insecta, Hymenoptera, Formicidae. The record is from RefSeq and is a predicted model, not a curated record. The coding region runs from base 850 to 2658 and encodes 602 amino acids. The transcript is spliced from 3 exons.